AAUAGAAACUCUGAUAGGAACUUGCAAACAAACACUAUUUUACUUGUGCAUUCUCUUUACAAUGUCGUCGGUGGAUGACGAGCAUCAUCCUUCAAUUGAAGUUGAUAUUCCUGACGUUUAUGAAAGUGCAUCUGACUGUGAAAAAACUGAAGACUGCACCUAUCUAGGAUCUAUUCUCAAGGCGAAAAAAUCAUUGCGAAAAACCAAGAAAGUCGCUAGUCCUGGUAUCUAUCCGGGCUCGGCGGGUGCUCUUUCAUCUCUUUCAAAUGGCCUAGCCGAUGAGAAUAGAUCGCCAACUAGUGCUGAAGUUUCUGAUUCAGUAUGUGGACAAAAAUCUAUAAAUUCAGUUGACUUGAGGUUCAGAGGAUUGAGAGAUGAACGUGAACUCGUGCAAAAGAAAACAUUUACAAAAUGGGUCAACUCACACUUGGUUCGAGUCAGCUGCAAAGUACAAGACCUCUACAUGGAUAUGCGAGACGGAAAAAUGCUCCUCCGACUCCUCGCAGUUCUUUCCGGUGAACGUCUGCCGAAACCGACGCCGGGAAAAAUGCGUAUCCACUGUCUUGAGAACGUUGAGAAAGGUUUGCAAUUCUUGCGCAAUCAACACGUGCAUCUCGAAAACUUGGGUUCACACGAUAUCGUUGACGGAAAUUCACGCCUCACGUUGGGUCUCAUCUGGACGAUCAUCCUUCGAUUCCAGAUCCAAGAUAUCACAUUUGAAGACGCUGACAAUCACGAGACACGUUCAGCGAAGGAGGCCUUGUUACUGUGGUGCCAGAUGAAAACUGCUGGAUAUCCAAAUGUCAACGUCAAGAACUUCUCAACCAGUUGGAGAGAUGGUCUUGCAUUCAAUGCACUUAUUCAUAAACAUAGACCUGAUCUCGUAGACUACGAUAAUUUACAAAAAUCGAAUGCUCUUUACAAUUUGCAAUCUGCUUUUGAUACCGCAGAAAAUCAAUUGGGAUUGGCCAAGUUCCUCGAUGCCGAAGAUGUGAACGUUGACCAACCUGAUGAGAAAUCCAUUAUCACUUAUGUAGUUACAUAUUAUCAUUACUUCAACAAACUGAAACAAGAUAACAUCCAAGGAAAACGUAUCGGAAAAGUGAUUAAUGAGUUGAUGGAGAACGACAAAAUGAUCAAUCGAUACGAAACUCUUUCAUCUGAUUUGCUCGAAUGGAUCAAUGCCAAGAUCCAACUUCUCAACGAACGUCAUUUUGAGAAUAAUUUGGAAGGUGUUCAAAGACAGCUCACCGAGUUCAACGACUACCGUACUCAGGAGAAACCACCAAAGUUCGAUGAAAAGGGAGAGCUCGAAGUACUUCUGUUCACUCUUCAAUCAGCUAUGCGUGCCAACAAUCAGAGACCUUUCGUGCCGAGAGAAGGAAAACUGAUUGCUGAUAUCAACCGAGCAUGGCAAUCCCUUGAGAAGGCAGAACACGAACGAGAACUUGUCCUGAAAGAGGAACUCAUUCGUCAAGAGAAACUCGAACAACUCGCAGCCCGAUUCAACAGAAAGGCCGAGAUGCGAGAGACUUGGCUCACAGAAAACCAACGGCUUGUCAGUCAGGACAAUUUCGGAAACGACUUGUCUUCGGUGGAAGCUGCCACCAAAAAGCACGAAGCCAUCGAGACGGACAUCUUUGCUUACGAGGAGCGUGUUCAAGCCGUCGUCGCUGUUGCUGGAGAGCUUGAAGCCGAGAACUACCAUGAUCAAGCCAAAAUCAAUGAGAGAAAGGAGAAUGUUCUUCAACUCUGGAACUAUCUUUUCCAACUUCUUUUGGCUCGCAGAGUUCGAUUGGAGUUGUCAAUGGCCAUUCAAAAGAUCUUCCACGAUAUGCUUCUUACUCUCGAUCUCAUGGAUGAUAUUAAGAGCAGACUUUUAAGCGAGGAUCUUGGAGCCCAUCUUAUGGACGUAGAAGAUUUGCUUCAAAAGCACGCUCUUCUUGAGUCUGAUAUUAAUAUUAUUGGAGAACGAGUUAACAAUUCUAUUGCUCAAGCUCAACGCUUCCGAAAUCCAGAUGGACCAGAUGGAAGUGGAUACAAGCCAGUUGAACCAGGAACCAUUGAUGAGAGAAGUGAUGUUCUACAAAAACGUUACAAGGAGCUUCUUGAUUUGGCUGCUGAACGUAAGCGUCGUCUCGAAGACAACAAGAGACUUUGCCAGUUCUGGUGGGAUGUUGCUGAGCUUGAACAUGGUAUUAAGGAACAAGAGCAAGUUCUUUCGUCCACUGAUACUGGCCGUGAUAUUGUCACUGUUUCGCAUUUGUUGGCCAAACAUAAGAACGCUGAGAACAACCUUCGCGACUUGGAGAAGUACCUCGAUCGUCUUGAUGUUUCUGGAAAAGAAUUGCAAGAUGAAAGCAUCCCAGGAAGUGACAACAUUCCUCCAAGGCUUGCCGAGAUUCGUGAUUACAUCAACAAGCUCAAGGAACUCUCUGCUUCUCGCAAAGAAAGACUUGCCGGUGGAGUCGAAUACUACCAAUUCUUCACCGACGCCGACGAUGUCGAUCGCUACUUGUAUGAUACUCUCCGCGUCAUGUCAUCCGAAGACGUUGGAAAAGACGAGGGAACUGUUCAACUUCUCCUCAAGAAGCACGACGAUGUCCAUGACGAGCUCCAGAACUUUGACCAACACAUCAAGGUUCUUCACGCCAAGGCCGAGUCUCUUCCACAGGAAGCCAGAGAACAUCCAGAUAUCAGACAACGAUUGGACACAACUCUCAAGCAGAAGGCCGAACUCGAAAACCUUUCUCAACUUCGCAAGCAGAGACUUAUCGAUGCUCUCUCCCUGUACAAGUUGUACUCGGAUGCCGAUUCAGUCGAGUCUUGGAUCGAUGAGAAGGGAAAACUUUUGGCAACAUUGGUCCCUGGACGCGAUAUCGAAGAGGUUGAGAUCAUGAAGCAUCGUUUCGAUACUCUUGAGCAAGAUAUGAAGAAUCAAGAAGCUAAGGUUACUAACGUCAAUGACUUGGCUCGUCAAUUGCUUAAUGUGGAACAUCCAAACUCCGACGACAUUCUUCACCGUCAAAACAAGCUCAACGCUCGCUGGGCUCAACUUCGCGACAUGGUCGAUCAAAAGAGAAACGAGCUCGAGAGAGCUCACCGCCUCGAAACUUUCCGCAUCGAUUGCCAAGAAACAGUUACUUGGAUCGAGGACAAGACUCGUGUACUCGAGGAUUCGGACGCGUUGACCAACGAUCUUUCCGGUGUCAUGAAACUUCAAAGAAGAUUGUCCAUGAUGGAACGCGAUUUGGGAGCGAUUCAAGCCAAGCUCGACUCGCUUCACAAAGAAGCCGAUGACAUCGAAAGAGAACGACCACAAGAAGCUCAAGCCAUUCGUGAAGAUAUCAAGAGAAUCCACCAAGUCUGGGAUAUCCUUAACAAGAAAGUUCGUGAGCACGAAGCUAAACUCGAUGAAGCUGGAGAUCUUCAACGCUUCCUCCGUGAUUUGGAUCACUUCCAAGCCUGGCUUACUGCCACCCAGAGACAAGUUGCCUCAGAGGAAGAGCCACAAUCCUUGGCUGAAGCUGAGCAACUUCUCAAUCAACACGCUGCCAUCCGUGAAGAGAUUGACGGAUACGCUGAGGAUUACAAGAAGAUGCGUGCAAUGGGAGAUCGUGUCACUCAAGAUCAAACCGAUCCACAAUACAUGUUCCUUCGUCAACGUCUUGCUGGACUUCAAGAAGGAUGGGAAGAGUUGCAGCGAAUGUGGGACAACAGACAACAUUUGCUUUCUCAAGGACUCAACCUUCAAAUGUUCCUUCGCGAUGCCAAACAAGCAGAGGUUAUGCUCUCUCAACAAGAAAACUAUCUCGCCAAGGACGAUAUCCCACAAUCUUUGGAGCAAGCCGAGAACCAACUCAAGAGACACCAAGACUUCAUCACCACUAUGGAUGCCAACGACGAAAAGAUUCGCGCCGUCGGAAUGUUCGGUGAUCAGCUCUGCCAAGAUGGUCACUAUGCCGCUGACAAGAUCCAUAAGAAGGCUAGAAACAUUGAUGAACGUCGUGGAGCCAACCGCGAGAAGGCUCAAGAAGUACUCAAGAAGCUGAAGGACGCCUUGUCUCUCCAACAAUUCUUGUCCGACUGCGACGAGCUGAGAGAAUGGAUCGAGGAGAAGAUGAUCCGUGCUCAAGAUGAGACUUACAGAGACGCCAAGACUAUCACCUCCAAAUUCGUCCGACAUCAAGCAUUCCAAUCCGAACUUGCUGCUAACAAGGAACGUCUUGACCAACUUAAACAUGCUGCCAUCAACCUUGGUGACGACAAGCCAGAGUACCACGGAACCAUUGAUCCACAGAUCGAGGAACUCGCUACUCAAUGGGAUGAGUUGGAAAAGACUACAGAGGAGAAGGGACAGAAGUUGUUUGAUGCUAACCGCCAACAACUUUACGUACAAAGUAUUGCUGACAUGAAGGAAUGGGCAACCCAACUUGAGAACGAGAUGACUCGUGAAGACCAACCAGGAGAUCUUACCACUGUCAAUGUGGCCAUGCAAAAACAACAUUUGAUCGAAACUGAAAUGAUCAAGAAGGCUCAACACAUUGAUCAACUCAUGGAGAUGGAGCCACAGCUCGAGGAACUUCACCCAGACGAGCUUGAAAACAUUAAGGCUCAUCGUUUGGCAGUUCAAGAACAACUUCAAAGACUCCAGGCUCCAUUGGACGACCGACGUAAGGCAUUGGAACGCAAGAAGGCCGCCUUCCAAUUUGGUCGCGAUGUUGAUGACGAGAAAUUGUGGAUUUCUGAGAGACUUGUUCUCGCUAAAGCUCAAAAUCUUGGAGAAAGCCUUCCAGAUUGUCAUCGUCUCCAGAAGAACCUACAACUUCUUUCCAAUGAAAUCGACAACCACGAACCAUGGAUCAACCAGAUCUGUAAUAAUGGUCAAGAGUUGAUUGACGAAGGACAUGCUAACGGACCAGCAUUCGAGAAGAAGAUUCAAGAACUGCGCAGUGCUUGGCAAGAGUUGAAGGAAGCCGUCAAAGACAGAAAGGGAGAUCUUGGAGAAAGCGAGAAGGCUCAUCAAUUCUUGUAUGAUUGCGGAGAGGCUGAAGCCUGGAUGAGCGAACAAGAAUUGUACAUGAUGCAAGACGAAAGAGGAAAAGACGAGUUCUCAACCAAGAACCAAAUCAAGAAACACGAACGCCUUCAAUCCGAUAUUGACAAAUUUGCUGAUACGAUCCGUGCUCUUGCCACCAAGGCUCACAAGUUCGUCGAAGAGAAGUCACCACUCACCGAACAGAUCCAAGUUCGUCAAGCUCAAAUCGAGAAGCUCUACGCAGGUCUUCAAGAUUUGUCGAAGGAGCGCAGAAAGAGACUCGAAGAGACCUUGGAACUUUACGCUCUUCAUCGUGAAAUCGACGAUCUUCUUCAAUGGAUCGCCGACAAGGAAGUUGUUGCAGGAAGUCAAGAGAACGGACAAGACUACGAACACGUCCAAAUGCUUCAAGAGAGAUUCCAACAGUUUGCUCGUGACACCGAAAACAUCGGAUCCGAACGUGUUGCCAAUGCUAAUGAUGGAUGUGAUACUCUCAUUGGUCACGGACACACUGACGCUCCGACUAUAGCAUUGUGGAAGGAUUCGUUGAAUGAGGCCUGGGAGAAUCUUCUGGAGUUGAUGGACACUCGUGCCCAAAUUCUCGAGGCUUCUAGACUUCUUCACAAGUUCUACCACGACUGCCGUGAUUGCUUGUCAAGAAUCAUGGAAAAGACUCAUGCUAUGCCUGAUGAUCUUGGACGUGACUCAAGCAGUGUUGGUGCACUCUCCAGAAAACAUCAGAACUAUCUCAAGGAUAUUGCUGCAAUUGGAGAACAAGUUGCUCAAAUCGAAAGAGAUGCCGCAGAGCUUCGAGAUGGUUACGCUGGAGACAAGGCUCUUGAUAUCGGAUCUCGCGAAAGCGAGGUUGUCAAGGCAUGGAGGCAUCUCCGCGGACUCUGUGACGCCCGUACAUCUCGUCUCAUGGAUACUUCUGAUCUUUUCAAGUUCAUGAAUAUGGUCCGUGAUUUGUUGUUGUGGAUGGAUGAGGUGAAGAGAGAAAUGAACUCACAAGAACGUCCGAAGGAUGUGAGCGGAGUCGAGUUGCUCAUGAACAAUCAUCAAUCGCUCAAGGCUGAAAUCGAUGCUCGCGAGGAGAACUUCAACGCGUGCAUCUCAUUGGGACGAGAUCUGCUCAACAGAAAACACUACGCAUCAAGUGAAAUCGAGAAGAAGCUGAUCAAGUUGACAACCGAAAGAGCCGAAAUGAUGCGCAGAUGGGAAGAUCGUUGGGAAUAUCUUCAGCUCAUUCUGGAAGUGUACCAAUUCGCCCGCGACGCUGCUGUCGCCGAAUCUUGGCUCUUCGCCCAAGAACCAUAUCUUAUUUCGAAGGAAUACGGUAGAAACCUCGAAGAAACCAUCAAACUCAUCAAGAAACACGAGGCGUUCGAGAAAUCGGCAUUCGCACAAGAAGAACGUUUCUUGGCGCUCGAGAAAUUGACAACGUUCGAAUUGAAAGAAACUCAACACCGCGAGGAGGAGACCGCCAAGCGACGUGGUCCAGCUCAUAUUGGAAGUCCUUCUAGGUCAACUCCAGCCGCGGAAACAUCUUUCGGCGCCCAGGAUGAUGGAGCCAAACAAGGAGAAGCAUUCGAAGGAACGCUUAUCAGAAAGCACACUUACGAGAGUCUCGACCGGAAAGCGGCUAACCGCUCAUGGGAGAAACUUUACGCAGUGUUGCGGCAGAAUGAACUGUCAUUCUACAAAGAUCCGAAGCAUAGAGAUGAAUCUGUGCAUGGAGAGCCACCAAUGGCACUGCCAGGAUGCUCUGUCAACGUGGCAUCAGACUAUCAAAAGAAGAAGAACGUACUGUCGCUGAGGUUACCCAUCGGCGCCGAGUACCUAUUCCAAUGCGGUAGCGAAGAAGACAUGCAGCGAUGGCUCACCGAGUUGCAAGUCGCCACGGGGCAAGCCCAACUGGAAGAGGCUAGUAGAUCACAGACGCUACCAGCAGAAGGCAGUGCCACAAAGAAGAAGGGAGGAUUUUUCUCUCGAGGCAAGAAGUAAACCGAAUCAGUGGGACGAAUUAUUUGUAUCGACGUCGAGCUGGCUUGAUUCGAUAGGUUACCUGAUAUCUGUGUUAUCCAUCGGCAGGAUUACUCAGAAAUCAAAAACCAAUUUUGAAUCUCUCCGUCUCGAUUGGCGAAACAGUCUUUCUUUCACACCGACGCUUCAGUCACUUCAUUUAUAUUUUAUGAACCAUUUUUUCUCAAAUCAAUGAUUCGUCCCAUUUGGUUUCUUGUUUUCUUGUUUCAAAUUUAAAGUUUCACCCCCCUAAUCCCAGUCAGCCAAUGAGCUCCCCAAUUCAUACGGUUUCAUUCUUUUCACCACCCAUUCUUCGUUUUGUUUUGUUUCCCCCCUUUUUUCUCUGUCCUAAACGUCCCCCCUAUUCCAUAUUAGGCAUUAAUAUUAUAUUCGUUUAAAUUUCCCCCCUACACUUUCUCAUACUUUGAAAGCUUUUUGCUUAUUAGCCUUCAUAUUUUUUUGUGCAGAUUACAAGUAGUAGAACCAAAGAUAGCCUUGCCCGUUCGUCAUCGGUCUCUUUUUGAUUGGGAAAUCGGCGUCUCAAUUAUUAUUGAUUUUUCUUAAAUAUACAAUUAGUAUUUGAUAUUAAAAAUCAAAGAAAAAAAAAGAGAAAUGUGAUGUACGGGCACCAAUUCGAACUCGGUUUGUUGUAUCCCCUUAAUUUUUAAUGUAGCUAUCUUUCGUUAUUUUUUGUCUCUUUCAGCUUCACACUGCUUUUCAAUUCAAGAAAUCUCUUUUUUUCCCACCAUACCAAUUCUAUUGGUUCCAAUUUUGCACCAAAACCCUUGCUUUCAUUUUUUAGACUCCAAGAAACUUCCACUUUUUCUUUCACACGAAUAAAAAAGGUUACUGUAGAUAUGCUUCUUCCCCUUGGGAUAUUUUAUGUAUGUGUGUAUUGCGUGUGGCUUCAUGUUCCUGUGUGCUCAGUUUAUCCCCUUUCCCUUUCUUCUCACAACUGCCUUUUUUGUUCUAAUGAUCUUUUUUUCUAAUCUGUCUUAUUGUUAUCUCCCCCACUCGAAUAAUCUCUCGUCCCGCAACUCUUUCUAACCGACUAAGCCAACCCGCCUCCCUUUAAUGUCCCUUUACCUACAGUAAUCCCCACCAGAGGAAGUAGUGAGACCCAGAAUUUUUAUGAGAAAAUUCGCUUGUCCUUCCUUCGAUUGCCAGCUUAGUCUUUAUUUGUGAGAAAUUAUUUGGAUUUCUCUUGGAUUUUAUUUCUGUGGCAGCUUUAUUUCUUUUUUUGUUUUUCACCUUUGGUUCACUUUGGAACUAAUGAAUCUUUUGACUAAA
Molecule: messenger RNA, 8350 nt
Organism: Caenorhabditis elegans
Lineage: Eukaryota; Metazoa; Nematoda; Chromadorea; Rhabditida; Rhabditidae
Gene: unc-70
Product: Spectrin beta chain
Exons: 11
Coding region: 62-7042 (2326 amino acids)
Biological process (GO): actin cytoskeleton organization; vesicle-mediated transport
Cellular component (GO): cortical actin cytoskeleton; cytoskeleton; cytoplasm
Molecular function (GO): phospholipid binding; structural constituent of cytoskeleton; actin filament binding
Source: RefSeq, marked reviewed